AAAAUUCCUGAAUCAGCGGUUAAAUUCUUAGAAAAUAUGGAUAAUUUUAGCCAUUCGUUUAAGGCCAAACCACGGAAGAACAUAAACCUCGGGCUUUCGCAUACUGCUUCAAUCCGUUCGAGCACUUCUCGGAAGCCAUGGGAGGCUUCACGAACUAGUUUAGACUGACUCGAUCUUAAAAAGUACUCCAAAGCAGCCUCAAGCGGCUCUUUUGUUAAGGAAAAUUCAGUAACGAGGAUCAACAAAAUCAAUGAUGAUCUUGACCCGAGAGGUACGGAAUCAGGCGAGAAUUCUCACAGGUCGGCCCAAAAUACUCGAGUUUGAGACCUUGAGAAGGAGCUUAAUAGAGUCAUGCUCAAAUUUGACCAGGAACGGAAAUAUUUUCUACAAAAAAUUGAAUUAAUGGACAUGAAGCUGAAAGAAGCCCAAGAAAGAGAGCAGAGUAUUGAAAAGCUGCACAAUACUAUGAUGAAAGCCCUUAAAGAAGACAAUGCUUCUGAGAAGGAGAAUCAGUUUGUGAAACAAUUUGAGUUCCUCUCUGAUCAGCAUAAGCGAGAGCUUGCUGAUGCUGAGAAAACUUAUGAAUUUCAGUUAGGACAUCUGAAUCAAAAAUAAUAACGAGCUUCAGGAGAAAUGUACUAACCUUACUGAAUCAUGCUCAAGCAUGCAGAAGGAAAUCAAGAGGAUUAUUACUGAGAACACAGAGCUAGAGAAACAAAUCCUUAUCCUAAAGAAGGACCAGGAGAUCGAGAAACGUGUGGAAAUUGAGAAAUUCGUCAAGCAAACCUCUGUAGAUCGAGAGAACAUUGAGACCAAGUGUAAGAUAGAACUUGAUAAGAUCAAUGAAGAUUUCAAGACCAAGGAAGAGCGUCUAAUGGAGCAACUUUCUCAAGCUAACCAGGAGAUUGAGCUGUUGAGGAAGGAUUCUUCUGAUAAAGCUCAGAAUAAUAUAAUAAUGAGCUCUGAAAAGUUUACAAGGAUGAGCAAGGAAAAUGACCGAUUGAAAAAGGAGAAUGCAAGGCUAAAGCGUCACUCCAAAACCUUUGAGAAGCAAAUAGAUCAGAUGAAGAAUGCACCAGUACAAUUUAUGAACCUUGCUGAAGAGGAAGAAAGCCUUGUCUCUGUUCUCAAGCUCAACCAUAAACUUGAGAAGAGGCUCUCACAAAAAGAUGACGAGAUUGAGGAAAUGGCUCAGAAUUUUAACAAUGCACUAACUGGGGAAAGCAAAAAGGUUGAAAGCUUGAAAGAAAAAUUGUCAAAGAACAGAGAUAAGUAUGAAGAAAGAAGGGGGAAACUGCUUAAAACUAUUGCAGCCCAAGAAGAUCAAAUAGAACAACUGAAGAGAAAAUUUAAAGAUGCUAGUUCUAAGGCAAGCACUCCAUCUUCCAAACAAUGGGGAGAUCACAAUGGGCAAAAUUUUUCUAACACAGAGAUGACCCUUCUGAGAAUGUGACAGAAUAUGGUUGACUCUGCUAGCUCUAUGGAGUGCAGAAAAUGAAAUGUUUGCCUCGAACCAACAGCAUUUCAUGAGCAUAUUACUAAUAAAAAUGAAUGUCCUGGCAAUAAAACAGACGAUUAUGAUUUUACUAUGAGACUCGAAGAUGAUGUCUCCACAAUUCCCAAUACAGACAAAAAUAUGAAUCUUUACUCAAACAAAAGUUCAAAGAUGGAGCUGCUUAAUUUUGGUUUACACAGACCAAGAAGUGUGAGUAGGAAAGAUUUCCAAUUUGGUCCUUUUCAGAAUCCCCCUUCAACAUCAUUUGUGAGACAAUCAAUUAAUCCAACAGCUAGUUGUUUAAAUUUUGAAUCAAAUCUGAAUAACACUUGACAGAAUCCAAUGGCAAUGAGCAUGAGUAGGCCUGUGUGUCAAAGCGUGAUGAGAGGACUCAGUUGUAGUGGACAAUUUAAUCAAGGCUUUGGGAGCAUACUCGCCCAGCACAACCAAAUCAUGGCAUCUCAGACCGAUUUACAUCCCAGCCACACAGUGAGUAACGAAAGAGUUGUUGCAAAACUGGAGACUACGGAAAACAUGCUAAGAAAUAUGGAUCUAAAAGUUGACCAGAUCCAGAAAGAGAAGCAUGCUUAUGCUAAACAACUCAAAAAGCUAACCAAGAGGUUUAGCAACUCUGUCUCGACUAGCAGGGAUGGAUUGAUAUUUACAGCUCGAAGCCCAGGAUUCCCUUCUUCGAAGAAAGCUCAGAACAACAGAAACAUAGAUGACUCUCAAGUUAACCUACACCUAAGUGAUACUAAUGGAACACCGAAGUCUAAACCUAAGAUGAAGAAAAGCAACUCAAGAUAUCAGAAGGAGUCUAAACAAAGAGAACUUAGCAGAAAGGAAAGCCCCAGGUACACUAAAAUGUUUGGCAAAUAUGAACGUGAACAAGAGAUCAGUAUAAAUAGCAGUAUUGAAACAACCACAAAUAACUUCACAGCUGUCAAUACAAGCGGUGUUAAGCAUGCAGUAGCUGAUCUUGGAGAUGAUUCUAAUGACUAUACCGAGGAUAUGGACGAAUCAGUAGCUUUUUCUAAGCGCAUCUGCUCAGGUAAAGAGAACCAAGAGACUUUGAAGGAAUACUCUACUAAACACAGAGAAAGAGUAGUCUCUAAAAGACCAAAAAAGUUAGCUAAGACGAAUAGGAACGACUUAAGUAAUCAGCGAAAGAAAGUACAGAACUCUAGUUCUAUUUCAAAAAAUCCUAAAGGAAUGAGGAAAAUCUCAUAUUACGACAAAAGAAGGGGGUCAUACCUGAAAUAA
Molecule: messenger RNA, 2758 nt
Organism: Moneuplotes crassus
Lineage: Eukaryota; Ciliophora; Spirotrichea; Euplotida; Euplotidae
Source: the annotation of a GenBank genome assembly